Messenger RNA from Scatophagus argus, 3655 nucleotides. RefSeq names its product ceramide synthase 2a (gene cers2a). NCBI's taxonomy places the organism in Eukaryota, Metazoa, Chordata, Actinopteri, Scatophagidae. The coding region runs from base 793 to 1941 and encodes 382 amino acids. Gene Ontology annotation, cellular component: membrane. Gene Ontology annotation, molecular function: sphingosine N-acyltransferase activity; DNA binding. Gene Ontology annotation, biological process: ceramide biosynthetic process. The transcript has 11 exons. The record is from RefSeq and is a predicted model, not a curated record.
UGCAUUCGUGUCAGUGAAAACUCUUAAAAAGUCUCGAUGCGGGCUCCCUGCAAAGCCUCAAAUCACAGACUUCUCUUCAGGCACACACGUUGGGCUUCUAUUUUUAGAGAGAAACAAGAGAGUCGUCCUCCCAGGAGGAUUUAUGUUCAGUUUUUAACCCGGGAGAUAGUUGUCAAACUUUGCGGACGCGCUCGAAACUGAAGCCCUCUCGGAUUUUGAGACGUUGAAGAGACUCGCACAUCAAAGUUUAGCUAGCUGUUAACAGGCCUUUGCUUGUCCUGGUGUCGGUGGUGUUUGCUUAGGAACACCGCGAUAAGAGAAGGUCAUUAAAACAUUCGUUCCUUGCCAAGAAAGCCAAACUUAACGGGCGACUGCUUCAGAGGAAAUAUAAAAGUUGCUACCAAACGGUAAACGGACAUUUAUGUCGUUUUAUUAUGGAUGCGUAAAGAAAGUUUUCUAACGUAAAAAGUGGAGAUGUCGCAAAGUAAAGUUGGCCCUAGUUAAUCUUGAUCUCAUGGGUGAUGUGAAAAAAAUCUACUACAUGUGGGCCCCUCUGAUAAGGAAAUCGCUCGAGUUAGCAACUUGGGUGUUGGGAAACUUCUUUGAGGCUCCAUCUCAAACAAGCUGCUUGUUCCGCUAUGUCCGGGAGACUCCCCGUUUGCGCCAUGCACUCAGCCCCUCCCUGCACGCGUACGCAAACAGCGUAGAGAGCGGCGACUGACACGAGCUGCAAAGUUUUAAACGGUACAACUCAGAUUAUACAACGGCUUCCUGCUUCACUUGAGACUCGGGAUGUUGUCUCGGCUGAGUGAGCUGAUAUGGGCAGACUGGAUUUGGUUUCCUGAAGGCCACGGCUGGGCUGACCUGAAGGACCACGAUGGCAAAGUGUUCCCCAAACCAGCGGACCUCUGGGCUUCUGUACCCAUGGCUGUCUGCUUCCUGGUUGCUAGACAGAUAUUCGAGAGAACGGUUGCGAUUCCUCUUGCCUCCAUGCUGGGUGUGAGCGACAAGAAGCGCGUUUGUGCUCCUCCAAAUCCUAUCCUGGAGGCUUAUUUUUGCAGCACAUCGAAGCAUCCCACACAGAGCUCCGUAGAGACUUUAAGUAAACAGACUGGCUGCUCAGUGCGACAGGUCCAGAGGUGGUUCAGGCAGCGGAGAAACCAGGACCGACCAAGCAAGCUCAAAAAAUUUCGGGAAGCAAGUUGGAGAUUUACCUUUUACCUUCUUGCUUUCUUUGCUGGCCUGGCAGUCCUUGUUGACAAACCAUGGUUGUAUAAUAUGACGCUGGUGUGGGAAGACUUCCCAAAAAUGCCACUGUUGCCUUCGCAGUACUGGUACUACAUUAUCGAAUUGGGCUUCUACAUCUCGCUGCUUUUUAGUGUAGCAUCGGAUGUCAAACGCAAGGAUUUCAAAGAGCAGAUAAUUCACCACGUAGCCACCCUUGCCCUCAUCAGUUUCUCCUGGCUGGUCAACUACAUCAGGGCAGGAACUUUGAUCAUGUUGGUGCACGAUGCCUCCGACUAUUUAAUGGAGUCAGCCAAAAUGUUCAACUACGCAGGUUGGAGGAAAACCUGCAACUUCAUCUUCACCGUGUUUGCUGCAGUUUUCAUCAUCACCCGCCUCGUAAUCCUUCCCUUCUGGAUCAUACAUGCGACGUGGGUGUACCCUCAGACCAUCUACCCCACCUUCUUCGGCUUCUACUUCUUCAACGGGCUAAUGUUUGUGCUGCAGGCCCUGCACAUCUUCUGGGCCGGGCUCAUCUUGCGUAUGGUCAUCAAAUUCCUGCCAGGCAACGACAUCGUUGAGGACGAGCGGAGCGACAAAGAGGAGACGGAGUCGGAAGAUGAAGGAGACGGCCACGAGCAGAGGGUAAAACCUAAGAACGGCCACAUGCGGAACGGCCACACUCCCCUCAACAACAACCACAGAAAGACGGACUGAUUGGACUGUAAAAGCUGGAGACAAGGCUGCGCGAGGAGUGACGACGGGCCCUCACACGUGGCCCUCACCUGAAAGCCAAAGAUCGGGAGCGAAAUAAGUUGGAAGGGGCAGCAGGCACCACACACACACACACACACACACACACACACACACACAGAUAUAUGUAUAGCCUCCUUUCUGAAGCCGUGGUUGCCCGGUGUGGAUAAUUUUACUUUUCUGUGGAGGACGACUGCAGUGGAGAAGCACAAUGAUCUGCUUAGCACCUAAUCAGCCGUUUGUCCUCCUUACUGACACACACACACACACACACACACACACACACACACACACACACACACACCCCAUCUCCUCUUUUCUCUCCUCUCUCGUCUCUUUUGCUACAUGCCCACAUUUUGUACUGUUGACCAAGCUGCCACGUGUCAGAUCUGCCUGCUUGCAGCUUUAUGUUUUGGUAAUAGAAGUGUUUUCGAGUGAUGCUUGAAGAAGCCUGUCGGUUAAAACUCUUCCAAGUAUUGCUGCCCUUAAACAUGAAUGAUUUUUUUUUUCUUCCUCUAAAUAACCACACUGAAGUCAGGGACGUUGUGAGGAGCAUUAAGUGAAUGCGCCGAUGUCUCUCUGGACCAUAAGUUGAUUUAAGUCCAUUUUCAUUUAAGUCCACAAUAUCAGAGAAUAAUAAAGUUAUGCAAGUUAGUUGCUGCAGCUGCCACUUUCUCACUUUGGUUCUUGCCAAUGAUUUUGCUAAAAUCCAUUUGUUCCAGUAAUGUCUAAAACAAUAGUUGGAGGUAAAUAAUAUUUUUAACAGCCUGAAAGAGUGUGAGAAGAUUCUUCAUCUGCCACAUGUACUGAAAUGUGCCUUUUGUUGACAUUUGUCUGAAAUGCUUUGCAUUUUGGGAAGUAGAGCACACAGAGAACAUUUUUAAAUGUUUCUUUUGUUUGGAAUUAAUAUCCUUUUUUAGUUUUAGAUUUUAUUUUGCUUUACGUUUUAUUAGUUUUCAGUCCAGUCGACAGUUUAAAUUUGGGAGCAAUUUGUCUCAGUGUAACCCAAACCAAUCAAUAACUGUUGAUGAAUUCUUGACGGAGUGGAUGGACGAGUCAGUAGCAUUUCCAUACAGUGUUGUUUUUCCUAUCCAUCCAAAGAUGCACUUUAUGGUUCCCUCUAUGGAUCAGCAUUGACUAAAUAUAUAGCAAACUUUGUAAUGGUGUUUGAUUUCAGUUCAAACUUGACUUCUUUUUAAUUUAGAGUAUUUGGGAGUACAGUUCCAGUUUUUUUUUUCAUAUUUAUUCGAAUUAUUACCUACCCGAAAUCUUCCUCUUUGUCAGCGUUUUGGUUCAUUUUCAAUAAAAAAAAAAGAGUAAAGUUUAAUGAACUCUUUAAGUAAAGAGGUAAAAAAUGAAACACCAAAGUAUGGUUUACAUUUUGUACUACCAUAGCAUUUGCAAGUGCCUUCAUCUUUCUAUGUGUUAAUUAUUUAAAAUAAUAAUGAUCAUUUCUGUCCCUUUGUCUUUGUCUUUCUGCUGUUUUUGUGCCUCAGCACAUGCAAUGGUCAGUUCACUGUGGAGCUCUGGGCCUUUAACUCUCCUCAGCUCAGACGACUAAUCGCCUGCAGCUCAUUCUGAAGAGCUUUGCUUUGACAAAGUGUUUUUACUCUGCAUCACGUGUUGCUGAGAUGUAAAAUCACAAUGACAACGAUGAUAAAGAUAAGUGUGGAUAACC